Molecule: messenger RNA, 1286 nt
Organism: Oryza brachyantha (malo sina)
Lineage: Eukaryota; Viridiplantae; Streptophyta; Magnoliopsida; Poales; Poaceae
Product: PXMP2/4 family protein 4-like
Exons: 4
Coding region: 62-862 (266 amino acids)
Cellular component (GO): membrane; cytoplasm
Source: RefSeq, a predicted model, not a curated record
CAGGCCAGCCAACCAGCCAACCCCCUCCCCCCUCGCCGCCGCCGCCGCCGCCGCCGCCGCCAUGGCCCCCGCCGCCGGAGCCCUCCACGCCGGCGGCCGCCACCUCCUCCCGCUCCGCCGCGUCCCGGGCGCCGCCGCGCAGCCCUGGUCCCACGUCCGCUCCCACCUCAUCUCCUCCUCCAAGCCCAGGCCGCCCCCGCCGCCGCCGCCGCCCGUGUCCGUGCCCGUGCCGGUGCUUCCUUCCUCCUCCUCCUCGUCCGCCGCGUUCGCGCAGCACGCGGGGAGGAGGGGCGGCGCGGUCGGGUCCGGGGUCGUCGCGUGGUACCUCGGCUCGAUCGAGGCGCGGCCCGUGCUGACCAAGAGCGUCACCGCCGCCGCCAUCUUCACCGUCGCCGACCUCUCCUCCCAGAUGAUCACACUUGGUUCUGAGGAUUCACUUGAUCUAGUCAGGACUAUGCGGAUGGCUAGUUAUGGGCUGCUGAUCUCAGGACCUUCCUUGCAUCUUUGGUUCAACUUUAUCUCAAAAUUGCUCCCCAAACAGGAUGUCGUGAACACCUUCAAGAAGAUGUUUCUUGGGCAGGCUGUUUAUGGACCAAUUAUUAAUUCAGUUUUCUUCUCGUACAAUGCAGGAUUGCAAGGUGAGACCAUGCCAGAGAUCAUUGCAAGACUGAAGAGGGAUUUAAUCCCGACCAUCAAAAGUGGACUCAUAUACUGGCCACUUUGUGACUUUAUCACUUUCAAGUUUAUCCCUGUUCAUUUACAGCCACUAGUGAGCAAUUCCUUCUCAUUUCUGUGGACCAUCUAUAUAACAUACAUGGCUAGCUUAAAGAAGGCAGAUGUUAAUGUGGCCACGAGUUCAUAGUUAGAGGCUGAAUGAACUCCAUGCAUCGACUGGGCUAUCUAUUAAUAUUUCCACAGGAUAGUCUUCACAGGCAUAAAGGACUGAUGUGGGCAUGCGGCUGGCUAUAUCACUAUCAGCUUUUCUCAAUUGAAGUCUAGAAAUAGAGAUGGACUUCUCCCUAUCAAUUAUUUCUUUUCUUUAGUGGUGUAUAGUGUCCACUUGGCUUCUACCUGCCCUCUUCUCUUUUAUUUCUUUUCCUUUUAACCUGAAGGCCUUUUGUCUGGAUGGUAGAGUGAUACUAGGCAUUUAUAUCUCUUACAUGCCUCAGAAACCAAGCAAUUUUCACCAAAUUUACUGUAAUCAGUGAUGGAGGUGUAAGGUAAAUUUGUUAUUUUCAGUAAGAUGAGUGGGACCGAACAUAUGAUGCAGCUUUUGUUGAAGAAUA